Messenger RNA from Ipomoea nil (Japanese morning glory), 540 nucleotides. RefSeq names its product mucin-1-like. The record is from RefSeq and is a predicted model, not a curated record. The transcript has a single exon. Lineage: Eukaryota; Viridiplantae; Streptophyta; Magnoliopsida; Solanales; Convolvulaceae. Bases 1 to 540 code for a protein of 179 amino acids.
AUGGAUUCCAAGAUCAUAUUCUUCUCCAUCACCCUUCUGUUCAGUAGUGGUGCAGCCAUGAACAUCACCACUACAGUCACUCUUCCUUUAGUCAAUCACAACUCUGCAAAUACAAAUUCAGUUCUUGCAGCUUCUCCAGUUCCAUCUCCUUCUAGCCCGACCAAUGCCCCGUCUGCUAACCCGACCCCGACCAAUGCCCCGUCUGCUAACCCGACCCCGACCAAUGCCCCGUCUGCUAGCCCAACCAGCACCCCACCUGCCAGCCCGAACGGCGCCGUCCCUACUAGCCCGAACGGUGCCGCCCCUACUAGCCCAAGCACUAAUCCUCCUCAACCUGCUGGCCCAAUCACACCCGGGGCAGCGCCUAGCCCAAGGAAGAUGUUGUCGCCAUCACUGCCACCAAAUAUUAUCACGCCUGCCGCAUCACCUGCCCCAACUGGAGAUGAAGAGGACUCCAGUGUUGAAAGUUUGAGGGUUAGUGCACGUAUUAUUGUUGCAGCAAUAGUGUCAUCCAAUCUAUUCCUCAUGUUGAUGGCUUGA